Exaiptasia diaphana is the source of this 775-nucleotide messenger RNA. RefSeq lists its product as uncharacterized. Lineage: Eukaryota; Metazoa; Cnidaria; Anthozoa; Actiniaria; Aiptasiidae. The coding region runs from base 92 to 682 and encodes 196 amino acids. The record is from RefSeq and is a predicted model, not a curated record. The transcript is spliced from 2 exons.
GAUUUUUUCUGCAGUGGUAAUACUUCAAGGGAUCCCUGCCUUGUCAAACAAUAUUCCUCCAGAUUCUCCAGCUGAAACUUUGUUCAAUAAAAUGACACAUAAGUUAGAAUCCAAGGAGUGCAGAUUUGAAUUUGCUGAUGGGUUUGUUGCUAUUGGUGCCUUUAAACAUCACAGACUUGGGCGAAAUCCACCUGAGGACAAUGCUAUCUCAGUGUCUCUUGGAACAGUAGGGCAAUGCCAGACAUUUUCUCGGUGCCAAGUUAAAGGACAGGUUGUCCAUAGCUUAAGUUAUAAGCGUGUUGUCAAAAGAAACAAUUUUACAGUGUCUUACAUUAACACACAUGGGAUCAAUAGUUAUGGCCAAGUUGCAUUUUUUUUACAGAAUGUUCCAAUCUGUGAUAGCUCAUGCAUAAGCAACUGUAAUGUUCACAAGGCAUCUUAUUGGGCUGUAAUUCUUAAGCUCCAAAGGCUAGAGGAAGCCCAUUUACAAUUGAACUUUGACCAAGAGGAAUCAGAUCCUCCAGUUAGAGUAUUCCAUCCAGAAAUGUGUCUGGUUAAAACUUGCUCAGAAGCCACCGAGGUUGUCCCCAUAUCUCAGAUAUUGGACGUACUGAUGUUUAUCAAUUUUGAUUGUAAUUAUGCUUAUGUUUGCCACUCACCGAACAAAAUAGAAAAGGAUUAAAACUGAAUAAUAAUAUAAAUUAUUCUAGCAUAUAUCUAUAUUAGAGCACUUUUUUUAAAUAGACAAUAUUAUUUUAUUUUAGCUAGCUGAAUA